Molecule: messenger RNA, 1108 nt
Organism: Cucurbita maxima (winter squash)
Lineage: Eukaryota; Viridiplantae; Streptophyta; Magnoliopsida; Cucurbitales; Cucurbitaceae
Exons: 2
Coding region: 336-950 (204 amino acids)
Source: RefSeq, a predicted model, not a curated record
GCAAUGUUUCAUCUACAGGAGGAUUGAAUAAUGGACUCAAACUCCUCAAGCCCCUUUCCCUCGCACCGUUUCUUGUUUCGUUAGUUCAUGCAAGAUAAUCCCCACCAUGAACAAGCGAUGGACGCUGAAAUUCAAUUCUUAAACUCUGCUAAGAAUUUCUUUAGUUCAGGCAAGAAAUUGAAGAUGGGUAGUUGAACUUGCACCCGUGGGGGAAAGAAGAAAUUCCUGACGGGAGGGGAAGUCUCUCACAAAAGCUGGAAAGAGACUGUUAAUAACUAUAAAUUAGGUGCGCAAAAAUAACAGGUUCUCCGCUUGAUCACUCGAGUUAGUGGAAAAUGUUGGAAUCUGAUCCAAGUACAACUGGUUGUUGGCACCUCACUUUUAGCUUUUCAAAACUCUCCCCUUUCUACCCUAAAGCUGGUGGUUCUGGAAAAAAGCCGAAAAUGGAAGAGCCGACAGGCGGAACCAAACCGAUCAAGUGCAGUGAGGACCAGAAACAUCAAAAAUAUGGAAGAUAUGCAGCAGGGUCCUCGUCCGACGAGCUUCUGAUCGGGAAUUCCGAUGCCCCUCCACAUUCAGAGGCUGAAACUUCCCAUAUUUCCACAGGUGAAGAUUCGGGAAGCUCCGGCGAGGAAACACGGUUGUCCGGCCUGGCAGAGAGCCUGCAGAUCUUAACAAAGUCGCUGCUGACAGCGGAAAUGGAGAUUUUCAAGGCGAGGGAGGCCAUCCGCCUUGAGGAGGAAAAGAGGAGGUUGGAAUCGGAGGCCGAGAUGACUCGCAUGCUGCUCCAGUGUCAGAUGCAGAUCGCCUCGUUUCUGUCAGCCAGGCAGGGUCCCAACAACCGGAAAAGAAAGAGGGUUCAGGAAGAAGAACCAUCUCCCUCGGUCUCCUUAGAAAGGGACGGAGCUCUGCUGCUAAGUCUAAUUCAACUCAACAUGAUCACCUUUUGAAGCUGCUAUGCUAUGGUUUGGACGGGAAGCGUAAGAGUGCUUGUAUUAUGAGGGUACAAGUGUAACUGUAUCGAUCAACAAAGCGUGAUAUUGAUCGAAUUACUGAAUAUUUUUCCAUUUCUAUCUCAAUCCUAUAAGUCAUGACUAAUUCAUUGGCA